AUGGGGUUCUACUCGUCGCUUAGAGAAGGGUUAGGGGUUCUACUGAGUUUGAGUAGGGUUUCAUUUGUGGGAAGAAGAAGGAGGAAAAGAGGGUUUCAAUCUGCUAAGAUUAGGGUUCCAUUUGUGGAUUCGGGGCUUUUUGGGCUACUUGAUUUGGGGGUUUCUCGGCUACUUGAACUGUUCGGAAUUGGAAGAAGCUAUUGUGGGUAUAUUGAUUCCAAGUUGUUGGCAUGGGUUAAAGGCAUUCUUCUUCAGCAAAACAUUCAAGCCAUUGUUGCUAUCGUUUUGUUCACGGUACAAAUAUUCAUAGCUCAUCAACACUUCCAGGAACUGCAUUAAAGCCAUUUUGGGGGUUAAGGACUGGUGAGUAUUGCCAUUGUGGA
Molecule: messenger RNA, 383 nt
Organism: Rosa chinensis
Lineage: Eukaryota; Viridiplantae; Streptophyta; Magnoliopsida; Rosales; Rosaceae
Exons: 4
Coding region: 1-339 (112 amino acids)
Source: RefSeq, a predicted model, not a curated record